Iphiclides podalirius (scarce swallowtail) is the source of this 3261-nucleotide messenger RNA. The record is from the annotation of a GenBank genome assembly. NCBI's taxonomy places the organism in Eukaryota, Metazoa, Arthropoda, Insecta, Lepidoptera, Papilionidae.
AUGGUAACCGUACGAGUAAUAUUACUGCCCGUGUUUUUAGCAACUACUUUAGGUUGCUAUCUUUUUCCCAACGACGUGCCGGAUCCAUGUCGUGGGGUUUCGUGCGGCCCCGGCGAGCUGUGCCGACCCACGUCUGAUGGCCGCUCUUACCACUGCGAGUGUCCAACUUCGUGCCCAAGUUACGGUGACCACGAGGGUUCGCGGCCCCUCUGCGCGAGCGAUGCCCGAGACUACCCGGGUGAAUGUGAGAUGCGACGGGCCGCAUGCGAGACCAACACCAAUAUCACGUUUAUGUACUACGGUAAAUGCGACCCCUGCGCGGGAGUGACUUGCCCUGAUCCCGAGGUGUGUCAGCUGGACGAGCACCGCUCGCCGUCCUGCCGCUGCGCAGAGCCUUGCCCCCUGGAGUUCUCGCCGGUGUGCGCAUCAGACGGGAAGACCUACUCCAACGAGUGCCAAAUGCAUCGCGAGUCCUGUCGAGCGAGGAAGCAGCUGAGGAUAAUCUUUAAGGGGCAGUGCAGUUCGGGCGCGAACCCCUGUUCGGAGGUGGAGUGCCGGCACGGGGCGGAGUGCCGCGUGGAGGAAGGGGGCGCGGUGUGCGCGUGCCCGCCCGCCUGCGAGCCCGUGCUGCGGCCCGUGUGCGGCUCGGACGCGCGCACGCACCACAGCGAGUGCGAGCUGCGCCGCGCCGCCUGUCUGCUGGGCCGCGAGAUCAAGCUGGUGCACGCGGGCGCUUGCGGCUCUAGCGGCGUGUGCGCCGGGCGCGUGUGCCCGCACGGCGGCGAGUGCGUGGCGUCGGGCGCGCGCGGCGUGUGCCGCUGCCCGCGGUGCUCCAGCGAGUUCGCGCCCGUCUGCGGCUCCGACGGCAUCUCGUACGGCAACCGCUGCUCGCUGCAGCUGGAGGCGUGCAGGCACCGGCGCGACGUCAAAGUGCUCUACGACGGCCCUUGCAACGGCUGCGAAAAUAAGAAAUGUGAUCAUUACGCCGUUUGUGAAAGUGACGGUGUCUCUGAAGCGAGUUGCGUUUGUCCAAAACACUGCGAAGAAGGGACUGAAACUGAAGAAGUCUGCGGCAGUGACAAUCAAACGUACAGCAGCGUUUGCGCGCUGCGUGAUGUAGCAUGUCGGGAGAGGAGGCAUCUUCACGUCAAACACAUGGGUUCCUGUGAGUCGUGUGCGGAGGUGCAAUGCCCGAGCGGCACAUUCUGCGCGCGCGGCGCGUGUGCGUGCGGCCGCUCGUGCGCGGGCACUCAGCGUGCGCCCGUGUGCGCCGACUCGGGCCACAGUUACGCGCACGCGUGCGCGCUGCACAACGCGGCGUGCGAGGCGCGCGCCCGCGGGGACGCCCCGCCGCGCCUGGCGCACUACGGCGAGUGCGUGCCGCCGGUCGACAACAGCACUGCAGGCGGGAACAAAACUAGGGGCGGCGAGGAGCGGGCAGAGGGGGCGGAGGGGACGGAGGGGACGGAGAGGGCGGGCACGGCGGUGUGCGCGCGAGUGCAGUGCUCGUUCGACGCCACGUGUGCCGUGGACGGCAACGGGCAGCCGCGCUGCGCGUGCCUGUUCGACUGCGCGGCCGCCGCAGCCGCCGCGGCCGCUUCCCCGCCCGUCUGCGCCUCCGACCUGCGCCUCUACCCCACGCUGUGCCACAUGAAGCUGGAGGCGUGCCGGCGCCAAGAGGACCUGAGGCUCCGCCCGUUGGCCCUGUGUCGCGGCCUGGAGUUCCGUCCGUGCGGCGACGAUGAGCCCCUGACGGAUGCGGAGGGUCGAAUGCUGGACUGCGGCGGUGGACCGCACCGUAAGGACUGCCCCGCCGGCAGCUACUGCCACCACACCUCUAAAGCCGCGCGCUGCUGUAAGAAAGACAGGGCGGCCGCCGAGAAGAAGGACUGCCAGGAGUCGUGGCACGGUUGCUGCGCGGACGGCGUGACGGCGGCGCGGGGCCCGGGGGGGGCGGGGUGCCCCUCGCAGUGCGGCUGCCAUCGGCUGGGCUCGGUGUCCGAGCGGUGCGACGACGGCCAGUGCCAGUGCCGCCCCGGCGUCGGCGGCCAGAAGUGCGACCGCUGCGAGCCCGGCUACUGGGGAUUGCCCCGCAUCGGCACCGGGCACACCGGCUGCAUACCAUGCGGCUGCUCCGCCUUCGGCUCAGUGCGCGAGGACUGCGAACAGAUGACGGGUCGUUGUGUCUGCAAAGCCGGGAUACAGGGACAGAAGUGCACGAUCUGCUCAAACCACGAGCACACACUGGGGCCUAAUGGCUGCUUCGAUCCCGAGUCGACGCAGCUGCCGGCGAACAGCUGCGAGCAGAUGACGUGCUACUUUGGCGCGUACUGCGUGGUGAGGGGUGGGCUGGCGGCCUGCGAGUGCGGCGCGCCCGAGUGUGCGGCCGCGGAAGGGCCGACCGUGUGCGGCAGCGACGGCCGCAGCUACGCGUCGACGUGCCAUCUGCGCGCGCACGCCUGCAACACGCAGUCGGACGUGGUGCUGCAGGCGUUCGGCGCCUGCGCGGAGACGACGCCGCACGUGCGCCGAGAUAAGCUAUAUCGUUCGUACAGACCGGUGACAGUUAACGACGAAUACGAGGACCGCUGUCUGAGAAAGACAACGAAGCAUCACCACGCCAUUUAUGACAACUUCGAGGAGGAGCAAUACGUGACCAAUGAGGUGGAGGAUUAUUACCCGCUCUACGAAGAUUAUUACGACGGUCGCAAUAAAGAUGCGUACAUCCCGCCAUUGUUCGACGGGCGUGCGCACAUGACGGCCCGCGCGCGGUUGCCCGCCAAAAGUUUCGAUAUAUGGGCCGAGGUCUCAGCUGUUUGCGGCGAGGGAGCGUUAAUGAGCGCCUCAGGUGUGAGAGAUUAUUUAUGGGUCGGUUUCGUGGAAGACAAGGCGGUAUUGCGCUGGGACGCAGGCAACGGCCCAUUGGAAUUACGCUCAGGGAAGGUCAGAAUUGAUGGGAGGUCUAAAAUAUCGGCGAGGAGGUAUAAGAAAGACGCGCUAUUGAAGUUGGGAUCGACUGCGGCUAGGGGUUCGACGCACGGGCCGAUGAGUUCGCUGGACAUCGACCCCUAUAUUCAUAUUGGCCAUGCACCUGAUAACGUUACGUUGUUAUCAGGGAUGAGAGUUCACGGUUUCGUCGGUUGCGUGCACCGUCUGCGGAUUAGCGGGCGCGACGUCAUUCCUCCCGCCCGCGGAACGCCCGUCACCACACACGGCGUGCGCCCCUGCACCCCGCACAACCUGGCGCACGUUGUUUGCCCU